AUGGCCCUGACCUGGCGCCUGUGUUACCAGGUGUCUGCUCCCCGGGGGCCCAGACUCAUCAGCUGGCCGGCCUCGAUCAGGCGGGCUCAGAGGGCAUCCCUGGGAGGCCACGACGGUGCGGGGCGGUGCUGCCCGCGGGCGCUCGCGGAGGCCGUGUUGGCGGCGGAGGCCGUGUUGGCGGCGGAGGCCGUGUUGGCGGCGGAGGCCGUGUUGGCGGCGGAGGCCGUGGCCCCGUCGUGGUGGCUUCGCGACGCGGCUGCGGGCGGCCGCUCCUGCACAGCCGGGACGCGGCCGCUCUUCCGGGGGCCCGUGCACGCCCGCACCUCCGCCGCGCUGGCCGCCCCCCUCCCCGGGAAGCCAGGAGACAGGAGCCAGCCGGCGACGGGGCCCGCACCCCCGGCGCGCCCCGAGGCCCCGACAGGGCCAACCGCGGAGGACCAAGCAGCCACCACCAUCCAGCGAGCCUUCCGGAAGCUCCUGGCGAGAACGGAGCAGGCCCGCCGUGAGCAGGACCACCAGGACUACCUGGAGCUGAUGGAGAAGCUGCAGAGGGAGGCCUUCGUGGCCCUGUUGCGGCGGGAGCAGGAGGCGGCCCGGCGGCAGUAGGAAGAAGCGGCGGCGGCCGAGCGGCGGCGGCAGGAGGAGCGGCAGCGCGGGGCGCGCCUGCUGGAGGCGGCCUUCGACGGGAACCUGGGCGAGAUCCGGUUGGUCCUGCGGGAAGUGGACGCGCUGCUGAACCGCGAGGGCGUGGGUGCGACGCGGCGCGGGCGGUGCCUGGCCCUGGUGGACUUCGAGGAAGCGGCGGCGGGCGGGCAGUCCCUGGCCAUCCAGCUGCUAGCCAAGCAGGGCGCCAGUCGCAACAGCAAGGGCGCCUUCGGCCGGACGCCGCUGUACCGAGCGGCCUUUGGGGGACACCUGGAAGCCGUGGAGUUGCUUCUGAAGCUCGGAGGUGACCCCCGGGUGUAUGCGGACGACGGAAGCACCCCCGAGCAGGUGGCCUCGCUGGACGCGGUGGUCAGCAUGCUGCAGUCCUGGGACCUGAGCCUCACAGAUGCCAUGCUCCAGAACAUGGAGGCCCAGCGUUAGCGCCGGGGCCAGGAAACCAAGCAGCACAGGGAGGCGGAGGCCGUCAAGGACGCGGAGGCCCAAGUGGACAGGCUCCGGUAGGAGGCCCAAAAGGCGGAGGAGACGCUGGCCCUGGCCAGGCUGGAGUGCGGGGGGCGGGCCCAGGAGGGGGAGGAGGCACCCGGGCUGAAGGGUCAGGUCACCGAGCUCCACGACGUGCUGUUGAAGGACGUGGGUGAUCGCAUCCGCGCUGACGGCAGGUGGCCUCUUGUCAUCGACCCUUCGGGCCAGGCGGCCACCUUCCUGCGCUACCAGGACACCAACUAUGUGGACGCCGUGAACCCAGACCACCUGAGGCCGGAGAGGAUCAGGCUGGCGCUGCUGGGGGCGCUCGGGUUCGGGAAGCCGCGGGUGUCCGACCUGCGUGAAGUGGACCUGUUCCCGGCGGUGCAGCAGCAGCAGCUGGAGGCGGUGCAGCCGGGCCUGGCGCAGGAGCUGCUGGGCCGCGGGCUGCUGGAGCCGGAGAGGUACCUGUCGCUGCUGCGGUGGCCGACCGACGGGCCCGAGUACAGCCCCAGCCAGCGCCAGGAGGCGCGCCUGGGGCGCUUCCACCUCUUCGAAGUCACCAAGGUUCGCUGGCCGCUGCGCCCCAGGGCGCCGGGUCCGCUAACGUGCACGCCUCCGCAUCAGGGCUCUGGGCGUGCCGUGCAGGGGAGGGGGCCGGCCGGGAGCCCCAGCUGGGGGACCCCGGCCGGCGGGCCCCUGGGGGCGGAGUAGGCGGGCCCAAUCGGUUCCUCCCGCUGCGGAGCAGUGC
Molecule: messenger RNA, 1879 nt
Organism: Physeter macrocephalus (sperm whale)
Lineage: Eukaryota; Metazoa; Chordata; Mammalia; Artiodactyla; Physeteridae
Gene: IQANK1
Product: IQ motif and ankyrin repeat containing 1
Biological process (GO): regulation of barbed-end actin filament capping
Cellular component (GO): nucleus; cytoplasm
Molecular function (GO): protein binding
Source: RefSeq, a predicted model, not a curated record